CCCCGCUUGCGGGAGCCCCCCUGGCCAGCCCGCCGGCCGGCCGGAGGGGGGUCAGCGCGGGCGCGGGGUGGCCCCGUGACCGCCCCGGUGACGGCGCCAGACAGGCGCACGCCCCGCCCUUUCUCCUCCCCGGACCUGCGGGCUUUUGUUAUGCAGAUGGCGGCGGGGCGGAGGAGGAGGGAGCUGGGGAGGAGGGAGGAGUAAAGCCGGGCGACCAGCCUCCUCCUCCUCCUCCACCUCCUCCUCCUCCUCCUCCUCCUCCAACGUCACAUUGUGCGAGAGACAAAACCCGGGCGCGCCUGAGCUCACACGCGCACGCAACGCCCCGCCGACCCCGCCGGGCCCGGCCCUGCCGCGCCGCCAGCCGGGCCCCAGGGCGAGGAGCCGGACCGGCCUCCGUCCACCCGCACCCCGGGGGGCCCCGUCCUCCAGCCCCGAAGCCCCGUCUCUUCCCUCGCGCCAGCCCUCGCUGGAGCUUUCAGCCGCGGACAGCGCCCGGCCAGCCCGGCCGUGCGCCCCAGCCCGCGCCCGCCCGCCCGCCGGGGCGUGAGAAGCGGCGAGAAAGAAAGAAAAGAGAAGAGCGGGCGGAGCGCGUUUCAGCACUCCGGACAGCGCCCGGGCCGGCCCCCGCGGGCGAGGCCAUGGCCAGCGUGCAGCAGGGCGAGAAGCAGCUCUUUGAGAAGUUCUGGCGAGGCACCUUUAAAGCCGUGGCCACGCCGCGUCCCGAGAGCAUCAUUGUCGCCAGCAUCACGGCCCGCAAGCCGCUGCCAAGGACAGACGCCCAGAGCAGCCCCCCGGUCCCAGCCCAGGAUGGACCCUCAGAAAAGCUGAGUCAACGCCUGGCCACCAAGGCCUUGGGCACCACCUGCCUGGAGCUCAGCCCCGCCAGAGCACACAGUGCCUCCCAGGACAACGAACAGACGCCGCCACCUGCCUCCAGGGGGAAGAAGAAAAAGAAGAAAUCCACCCGGAAGAAGAGAAGGAGGUCCUCCUCUUACAGCCCGUCACCUGUCAAGAAGAAGAAGAAGAAAAGUUCCAAAAAACAUAAACGACACAGGUCAUUCUCCAAGAAAAGAAGGCACAGCUCCUCUAGCCCGAAAAGCAAAAGAAAGGAAGAGAAGAGGCACAAAAAACAAUCACGCAGCCGGCCCCGAAAGUCUCACCGCCAUGGCGACCGCCGCUGCCCCUCGCGGUCCCAGAGCUUGGAGUGUCGCUCCUCCAGCUGUGAGAGCAGACACCGCGGCCGGUCUCCUGAGGGAAGGCGGAAGUCCCGCCGAAGGCGCUCUGGCCACAGUUCCAAGAGCCUCUCCAAGGCCAUCCCUGAGGCCCGGUCCAGCCGCCCACCCAGUCAGCCCCUCCCGCUGAGCUGCCUGUCGUCCAGGAGUGUAAUCACUGGGUCGGGGUCUGCUGCUGACUUCUUUACCAAAACAGCCAGCCCGCUCACCGCGUCUCGAGGACGCUCCCAGGAGUAUGAUUCUGGCAACGACACCUCCUCGCCACCCUCCACGCAGACCAGCUCUGCCAGACCCCUGAGACAGGACAAGGGGAGCCCUGCCGAGGGCCUGAGCAAGAGCCGGGAGCUUCACAGUGGCAACACCUCGGAUUCAGGGAACUCCUUCACCACCUCCUCCCCCCAGAACAAGGGGGCCGCUUUGGAGAAUCUCUCCCCCACCAGCAAGGGCAGAGAGUCCAGAGGGUUGCAGUCGCCCUGUCUGGAAUGCGCAGAGGUGAAGAAGUGCCCAGUGGUCCAGGCCACGCCCCCGAGCACGCCCCUUCGAGGCUGCUCCCGAAGCCCCUCCUAUGCCAGCACUCGCUCCUCCAGCCACUCCUCUGGACCCCCCAAGCCCAGGGCUUCCCCCAGGUACACCCGGAGCAGAUCCACCUCCUCUGGAAAAAGGUCCUACUCCCGUUCUCCCAGCUAUUCCUCCAAGUCUGGCAAGAGGAGCCCACCUAGCAGAAGCUCUAGAUCCCGCCGCAGCCCCAGCUACUCACGCUACAGCCCCAGCAGGGAGCGGGACCCCAAGUACAGUGAGAAGGACUCACAGCCACGGGAACGAGAGCGCGUGCGCAGGAGACGACGGUCCUACUCGCCCAUGAGGAAGCGCCGGAGAGAUUCCCCAAGCCACCUGGAGGCGCGGAGGAUCACCAGCGCCAGGAAACGCCCCAUCCCCUAUUACCGGCCCAGCCCGUCCUCCUCCAGCGGGCUCAGCAGCGCCUCCUCCUGGUACAGCGGCAGCAGCAGCCGCUCGGCCAGCCACAGCUACUCCCGGAGCCGCAGCCGGAGCCCCAGUCACAGCCGCAGCCGCAGCCGCAGCUGGAGCCACAGCCGCAGCCGCAGCCGCAGCCGCAGCCGCAGCCUCAGCCGCAGCCGCAGCCCCAGCCGGAGCCGCAGCCGGAGCAGGACCCGCACGAGCUGCAGCUCCAGCUCCCGCAGCAGCCCCAGCCCAGCCUCGCGGAGCCGCAGCCGGAGCCGGAGCCGGAGCCGGAGCUACAGCUCGGCAGACAGUUACUCCAGCACGAGGCGCUAAGCGGGGCCCUCCCUGGAACAAGCCUCCCCGCACCCCUGCCCUGCCUUCUCCUGGGGGAACCGACGCUGCGGGGGCCGCCUAGCUGCGCUUCCUGCCCUUCUGGGGAGGAGAAAAGGAAGUGUGUGUGUGUGUGUGUGUGUGUGUGUGUGUGUGUGUGCACGUGUGCGUGUGCCCGUGUCUCUGUGUGUGUGUGCGCGUGUCUGUGUGUGUGCGUGUCUUCAGUCUCUGCGUGGAUCUGCGAGGAGCCACCGCCACCAGCACCAUCAUUCUGGGGGUCAUCUGGGGCCUGGGAGAGGACGGGCCAUCGGGACCGCCCCCUCAGCGGGACCGCCCCCUCAGCGGGACCGCCCCCCCCCCCAGGGCUCCCAAGAAGCCGCUGAUACCCCCACAGUCAGCCUGGCAGGACAAGGGGGAGAGCCGGUUGUGUCAGCACCGCCUUUCCACCCUCCUCCCCCCAUUCAACCAUGGCUGCUGCUCAUGGACCCCCAGAGAGUGGUGGGCUGGGGUGUGGGGACAGGAGGGGACUCAGGGCCUGGGGCGGGCUAGGACGGGUGGGAGGGGAGGUGAUCAAUGCUUUCAGAAUUCCCCCCGGCAGGCCAGAGCACAGGAUGGAAGGCUGGGGUUCAGGGGGCAGGGUCGGGUCCCAGUAGCGGGGCCCAGGGGCAGGGCUCUCUGUUAGGAAGUCGAGAAGCACCGAGGAACGGAAACUUCUGCUCCCCCUAGCUCCGGGUGUCAGCGAAAGCGAGACCCCGUGGGUUCUCACAGUGGAGCCUCUCGGCCAUUGACGGAGAGAGGACCCAGGGGCCAGGAGAGGACAGCUGGGGCUGCAGCCCUCUCCCCAGAUUCACCUCCGUCCCACCCGCUGGGCACCCACCAAAUUCCACGAGACCAUCUGCUGAGCUUCCCCCGGUGCCCGGGCCGGUUGCCAGCCCCAGCGCCAGGCAGUCUGGCCUUUCCCGCUGCCCGGCGCCUCCCGGCCCCUUCCCCACGGCCAGGCUGCCGUGACCUGGACCGUACCCGAGUUGCCCAGUUCCCACCGGCCCUUAGCCUUCAGCCACACCCUCUUGGCCUCUCAGGAAUCGUACCCAGGCGGGGGCAUAGCUAGUCUGGUUUGGGGAGAAAGACCCAACUCCAGAGGGUUGGAGGCAGGAAGGGCUCGGGCUCGCCACCGUUUAGAUUUUAACUCCCUCUCUCCCGUGACCCGGGCUUCUGGGGUCCCUAGUCCACUCGGGAAGAUCCACCUACAUCGCUGCCCUCACCCCACCUUUCCUCUGCCACCGGGCCUGGGUGAAGAGGGAAAGUUGAUCCCUGACACACAAAUGCCACCAGCUGCUCUGUUCCCCAGCAGGCCCGGAGGACAGGGGCCGGACGCUGAAGCUUCUUAAAAUAAACCCUCGGGCAUCCCCCUCAGCCGCUGCCUGGCUCUCUCUGCAGCCCGGCGGGUGAGUUUGCCAGUUUGUGGAGGCGAGAGCAGCUGGACACAGAGGGCCAGGAAGGAGCAAAGGAAGUGCGGGGGGACAUCCCCAGUUGGGGAGGCCGCGGCGAGGCCUUGGGCCCCCAGCCUCCCUCUCCCCCAGCUCCCCAGGGAAGACAGUCAGAAAAACAUCUAGUAUCAUGGGAACAGGGUCGUGCCCCCUUCCAUCCUCCCCUUGCCCAUCACCCCAGUCCGGGGAACCUGGUACAAGGGUCUCCCAAUCCUUCAGAAGAAGAGCAAAAGGAGGUAGCCUGGGUGGCCGUGGGGGUCCGGGCUUCCACCAGGCUGCAGUCCCACCUCCGACACCGCCAGAUGCCCACGCAGUGGCCACGGCAGGUCGGACGCUGGUGGCAGGGCCCCGGGAGGGCAUAUAUGUACAGCACCUGUAAAUAUCCUUCCCCGCCGGCGAUCCGUGCCCCCCACUGGCAUCUCCUUCUGGCAUCAGACUGACGGUCCCAGGCACCAUGCACUCUCUAGAGGACAGUGGGUAGAAACCCGAAUUCCGUACCCCCAACUCCAAGGGCCCAAUGUCAUUUGGGGCUUCUAGCAAACCUUUUAUUUAUUAUUUAUUUUAUUUAUUUAUGUUUAUUUAUUUAUUUAUGUGUGAUGACUUUUCUGUCUCACCCUCAGUUGCCAUUCGCAGUAUUCAACUAUUUAUUUAUUUAUAUGGAAAGGGUGUGUGAGUGUGUGUGUGUCUGUGUGUCUGUGUGUGAGUGUGUGUGUGUGUUUGGGGGGGGAAUGUGGGGAGAACGUCUCAAUGAUUUUUAUGCCUCUGUUUUCUUUUCCUCGUGUCUCCAUGGAUGGGAUUUGAGACACUGGGUAUUGACCCGGAAGCACUUCAGACCCAAGGUUUAUAAUCCAGAGCAAGGGAGGUCUGGGCUUGGGUCCUAGUUCCUUGCCCACCACUUCCUCCCGGAGGUAGCUGGAAGGUAGAAACGGCCAAGUGGCCUGCGAGCUGAGAUGGCAUCACAGGCCACGUGGCCGGGGCAGAGUCUGAGUCACCUGUGCAGUCAUGGUCUGUGACGGCCCUUUUGGCAGGCAGAGAUGUUAUCUAUGGACAAAAACGUAACACUCAUGGGAGCCACUGUCUGCCGUUGGGUGGACUGUGGGCCAGUGACAGUGACUUUUGCUUUAACACUGGGAGUGGAGGCCCUUCUUAUCUGGAGAGAGCGGAGCAGGAAUAGAGCUGAGAGGGGGGCGGGGGGGGGAUGAGGAGAGCCCCUGGGAACUGGUCUCUGGCAUCUGGGGCGCUUGGAGAGGUUUCCUGUUACACUGGCUCAGACUCCGCCCUAGCGAAUUUCUCAUCAUCCUUGGUAUGGGAGGUGACGCUAUUCCUUCUGUGAUACACACACACACACACACACACACACACACACACACACCCAUGCACGCACGUAGCAGCCAUCCUGGGAAAGAGGCACAAAGCCAAAGCCUUUCUUUUUCCUUUUACCGCAUUCCAUCAGGGGGAGGAAGCUCAAAUCUCUUUCUGAAAUUAGGAAAAUAUUUAAAAGAUCAAAGGAACGGUCAGAGGUUACCAACAACCCCCCUUCCCGGCACCGCCACCAAGAAGGUCACUUCAGAGCCCCUGGACGGACCAGCCUGCAGGCACUGUAGCCGUCCAUCAGCAGAGUCUCCCACCUGCUGGCCGGCCACCGCUGACCCCGCUGGACCAUCCCAGUCACCCCUCAGUGCCCGGCAAUUUGCCAACGGGCUUGUCCAGCUUUGCAUGUGGGGAGACUUUCUGUAAUCUCCCUGGUUGCUUCUCUGCCAAGGGAGUGUCUCUAGCCUGGUGAAAGUCCGCAUGAGUACUCCUUAAAGGCCUGGGGAGUCGGGGAAAUCUCCGAAGCCUCUCAUCUCCCCCACAUUUUCAGGGGCAAACUCUUGUUGGGGUGCUGCUUAGGUGGACCCUUGUUGGCCUGACUCCCUGCGGGCGUCACUCUCAGUAUCUUUUACUUUAUCUGGACGGCCACCGGUUGAGGGACAGGCCUUCCCUGACAGUCCCACGGUCGGGAGGGCCUCUGGUUUGAGGUCUUGCCCAGGACGUUCCUGUUCGAGUGGACACAGUCCAAGAGUCCCUUCCCUCGGGACCAAAGUGCCCACCUCAGAGAGGCGCAGUUCCCCAGAUCCAAGCUCAAAGUGUUGGCCGAGGGAAGGCCUGGACCAAACUCUAAUCACAGGGUGCGUCGGCGGGGAGGUAGAAGGGGAAAGCAAGCCAGCGGAGGAAAGUUUUAGGAGGUUCUCCCGCACGAGAGUGAAAAGCAGAGAGGACCGUGGCUCGUUCAGACAGGCUGACACCAAGCCUUCUUCCAAGAACACGUAGGAACACUAGUAGACUGGUUGAGUUCUCAGAAACAAGACAAUACUCACAUGCAAGGGUCAGAGGGGAUUUUUCUGCCCCAGAGAGCAACCCCCCACCAUCACUCCAUUUACACAUACCCCUCCCUCUUUCCCAAGAGGCUUCUCUUGAAAAGACCCCAAUUCAGGGAGCGCCCAUAGAUGCAGAAGGUUUUUCCUUCUCAAAUUCCACUUCCAUCAUUUCUUCCACUAGGUUGGUGCCUAUUACCCUCCGCCACGGUCUGUCUUUUCUCCACUUGGUUCUGUUCUCUGCUCCCGCAAACGUCACUUCCCACCCACCCCCC
Messenger RNA from Sorex araneus (European shrew), 6641 nucleotides. It is a transcript of the gene SRRM4, whose product is annotated as serine/arginine repetitive matrix 4. Gene Ontology annotation, cellular component: nucleus. The transcript has 13 exons. Gene Ontology annotation, biological process: neuron maturation; mRNA processing; regulation of RNA splicing. Lineage: Eukaryota; Metazoa; Chordata; Mammalia; Eulipotyphla; Soricidae. Gene Ontology annotation, molecular function: mRNA binding. The record is from RefSeq and is a predicted model, not a curated record. Bases 642 to 2528 code for a protein of 628 amino acids.